Molecule: messenger RNA, 513 nt
Organism: Pelobates cultripes (western spadefoot toad)
Lineage: Eukaryota; Metazoa; Chordata; Amphibia; Anura; Pelobatidae
Source: the annotation of a GenBank genome assembly
AUGAAGCGACUGCAAGCAGCGACAGUCCAUCCCACGCUGCCCUCACAGGCUAAAGUCUAUGGCGGGAGGAGACCGGGGCCUCCACCUCAGGGCACAAAGAAAACAAAAAAAGCGAUCUCCCACAAAAGAGGCCCUCCCGGGUUGGGAGCUACCAGGGGCAUGCCCCGCAAGCGUCGACCACACCAGUGGAAAGAUGCCACACGAAGACCCAUGCAACGUUACACAACUCACUGUCACUUCCCGACAGGGACGACCAAGGGUCACAACGGAUCCCAGGUCAGUGGCAAGAGGGCGCUAGCACCCAGGGGGUGCCAGAUAAGAGGACCGGGGGUCUACUACGACCACCGAGUGCACGCAAGCAAGACGCCUGGCCCACAACAGGAGGGGAGCAACACUGCUGCUUCAAAUUGCCCUACUGAUCGAGCUCACCUACCAGGCCUGUACCCAAUCAGUGGAAAAGCGGCAGAGGCUCCUAAACGGGACUGUAACAUACCACAGGCAGGAGUUGGCUGA